CUGACGCCGGAAGUUGACAUAUAGCAUCAUCAGAGAAGGUCGUGGAAAUAUCAACGUUUGCGAUUUGUUUCAGAAAGAGAUUGUUUCGCUUUUGGUCAUGACGACUCUGGACGAUAAGCUCCUGGGGGAGAAGCUGCAGUACUACUACAGCAGCAGUGAGGAUGAGGAGAGCGAUCAUGAGGAAGAUGAAGGCCAGUCGAAAACCAUCAGGGAACAGGAAGUGCUGCAGACUGAGAUCGACUACAGUCCUGAUGGCACUGUCGUUAACACCGGUCCAAAAGGUGUGAUCAACGACUGGAGGAAGUAUAAACAGCUGGAGACGGAACAGCGAGCUGAGCAACAGAAGGAGAUGGAGCGACUGAUCAAGAAGCUCAGCAUGACCUGCAGAUCACAGCUGGAUGAAGAGCUGGACAAGCAGAAGCAGAAGGAGCUGCAGGACAAGAUCAAUGGCAAGGUGACGUUGCGAGUUGAUGAGGAGGAGGAGGAGGACGACGACGAUGACGAAGCCUUCCUCCAGCAGUACCGGCUGCAGCGUAUGGAGGAAAUGAGGCGGCAGCUGAGUGGUGGGCGUCGUUUUGAACGCGUCAUCUCCCUUUCCUCAGGCGAAGAGUUCCUGCGUGCGAUUGAUGAGGAGGGAAGAGGCACUCUAGUACUGGUGCACAUCUUCGAGCCCGACGUGCCUGCCUGCCAGGCCAUGGAGGGAAGCCUGAUUUGUCUCGCUCUGCAAUACCCAGAGGUGAAGUUCUGUGCAGCGCAGGGCUCAGUGCUGGGCACCAGUGCUCUGUUUCGCAGCUCGGCGCUGCCCGCACUGCUGCUGUACCGUGGUGGCGAUCUGGUGGGCAACCUGGUACGUGUGUCUGACCAGCUGGGUGAUGACUUCUACGCCACUGAUGUGGAGGCACUGCUGCAGGAGUACGGCCUGCUCCCUGAGAAAAACACACACACAACCACACAUUCAUCCAUCCGCACCGGCAACACCAACGACUCCGACAGUGACCUGGAUAUAGACUAAAGAAGGAAAAAAAGAAUACGUACGCAGUUCUGUAUAAUAGCUCGUUACUGACCUGAAAUGAAUAAAGCCAGUCACAUCUGUACACACACUCAACCCUCUAGCAAUUUUCACAGUGGCCUGGAUGUGGACUAUACACACUUAGUGUGUAUACAAACACCGGCAACUGCAUAAUAGGUCAUGAGCGUUUGAUGUGACCAAAACAAAUCGUAGAUGGAUGGAGACACACUCCUUUGUUCUGAUCCUUGCUGAAUAAUGUGACUUUAAUUAGCGGACCUGGUUUACUUGUACAGAAUUUUGUACAAAACUUAAUUCACUGGACCAAAAAAAAACAACAGGAUGUUCAGGUGUGUGUGUGUAGUGUGGUGUAGACAGAGAUGGGAAUAUAUGAGGGUUUUGUCAGUGUGUACAUUUUGCAUGUCCUCUCAAACCCAACAUUUUCUUUUGGGUACCAAGGUAAAAGUUAGCCAUGGCAUUGUUUAUCUCCAGAAAUACACCAGUCAAUGAAAAACCCUAAGAGAUGAUAUGAGGCUGUUUCAGCAUGUAGUCAUUAUCAGAAACUUAAGUUUAUUUUAAUAUGAACGCUUUCGUUUGUGCAUUUAUGCAAUCCUGGGGGCAGAAGAAGUCAGACGUCAUCUGUGUGUAACUAUUUAUUCUAGUUUUAGCUGAAUGUGCAUUUGUUUGUUUCAGCCUGCAUUGUUUUAGCUUUAAAUGGGAAUUCUGUCUCUGACAUCUGUUAUUUUUCUACAUUUUAUAACCGUCUCUUCUGUCAACAAAAUAAAAUGAAAAAAAAACUUA
This is a messenger RNA of Neoarius graeffei (lesser salmon catfish), 1807 nucleotides long. It is a transcript of the gene pdcl, whose product is annotated as phosducin-like. NCBI's taxonomy places the organism in Eukaryota, Metazoa, Chordata, Actinopteri, Siluriformes, Ariidae. The record is from RefSeq and is a predicted model, not a curated record. The coding region runs from base 98 to 1012 and encodes 304 amino acids. The transcript has 5 exons. Gene Ontology annotation, biological process: regulation of G protein-coupled receptor signaling pathway.